Molecule: messenger RNA, 2580 nt
Organism: Sebastes umbrosus (honeycomb rockfish)
Lineage: Eukaryota; Metazoa; Chordata; Actinopteri; Perciformes; Sebastidae
Product: neurexophilin-1
Exons: 2
Coding region: 577-1407 (276 amino acids)
Molecular function (GO): signaling receptor binding
Source: RefSeq, a predicted model, not a curated record
GGAGGGGGGGACAGAAAGGGGGAGAGAGAGGAGAGGAGAGAUUCGUGGUGAGAGAAGAGGGGAGAGGCACAAGGAGAGAGAGAGAGAGAGAAAGAGAGAGAGAGAGGGAGUAGAAACUGUUAAAACGUGUGUUCGCUCUUGCCAGUCUCAGCAUCGCUCAGUUUGUGCAGGAGGCUGCAGCUCCAUCUCCAUCUCCAUCACUCCAGCAGGAUCUCCACUGUGCACCAGUGACCAGAUAUGAUCUACACCCACUUCACUCUGAGCUGGGAUCUCUCUAUUGGUUUUUGCAUGGAUGAUAACAGCCUAUCGCAUAUUCAUGGAUUUCUCAUACCACAACUAAUUUGACUCAAACUCCGGAUUGGUGGGAAGAAAAAAAGACAAAAAAGGAGACUCCAAGUGUUUUGUGGAAGCAGCAGUUGAGCCUACCUUGGUUGGACAUGGGACCGUGCGUCAGCAGAGAGGGAUCCGGUGCCGGAGGAAGAACAUCUUCCUGAAGGAGGAAAAGGAGUUUUUUUUAAUUUUCUUUUUUUUUUUUGCCACCCGGAGAGGGGGAGCUGUGGGUUUUUACGCGCCGGAAUGAUGCGUCCCAACCGCGGCUUCAUCCUGCUCCUCCUCAACGGAACCGCUUGUUUGGUGGCCCUGGGUCAAGAAGACGACUCCUCCAGCCCCAAGAGCUCCUCAGACGACUCCUCCAAGACGGUGGGCCUCCUGAGCGGGCAGGCUCCCCUCUCGCCCCUGAGCCGCUGGAUGCUCCACAGUAAGAGCCGAGCGGCUAACACCACCUCCCUGGAGCUGCCCUACCGCUCCCCGGUCCCCUUCUCCAAGCAGGAGUUUUCUAAACAGGAGUUCUGGGAGAUGUUGGGGAGCGACCUGCUCAAACCCGAUGCCUCCAGCUCCAGGGUCAAGCGCCGGCCCAUCGUUAAGACCGGCAAGUUCAAGAAGAUGUUCGGCUGGGGCGACUUCUAUUCCAAUAUCAAGACGGUGAGGCUUAACCUGCUCAUCACCGGCAAGAUCGUGGACCACGGGAACGGAACGUUCAGCGUCUACUUCCGCCACAACUCCACGGGCCAGGGCAACAUCUCGGUCAGCCUGGUGCCACCCGUCAAGGCGGUGGAGUUUGACCUGGAGCGCCAGAGCGUGGUCUACCCCAAGGACUCAAAGAUCUUCAACUGCCGCGUGGACUAUGAGAAGGUGGAUCGCAGCAAGCGCACCUCGCUGUGCAACUACGACCCGUCCAAGACCUGCUUCCAGGAGCAGAUCCAGAGUCACGUGUCCUGGAUUUGCUCCAAGCCUUUCAAGGUCAUCUGUAUCUACAUUUCCUUCUACAGUACGGACUACCGCCUGGUCCAGAAGGUUUGCCCGGACUACAACUACCAUAACGAGAUGCCCUACCUGCCCUCGGGCUAGAAGACUUGUAGGGGGGAGGAGAGGUGGGAGGGGAGAGGAAAAGGAGUGACUGCAACACAUGAGGAGGAAACCAGGGCUGUGAAUCGUCCUUAUGGCCACUGUGGCAGCGAGACACCUUAAAAAAAACAACCUCUCUGUAGCCUGACUAUUGUAAGAUGUAAAAACAUAUAUGCAAAACUACAGUAUGCAGAUAAUGAGGCAUUUGGAAUAACUGCAGCAUUCAUUAACUGGACUGGUAGUGAAAAUCAAACACGCACAUUCUUACCUCAAUCCAGUUUCUAAAUGCCAACUUCUCGCCAGCGAGUUCUCUCUUCCAUCAAGUCAUUUCUGUGAAUGUUGUCUGAAUGUCCUUUUAAUCGCCCUUUACUAUAUUGCUCUUUUGGAAAGUCACAAGGCAGCGUUUUCAGCGAAAGCAUUUAAAUGCUGUGAUACGCUUCACUGGAGAGCUGUAUACAAAUUCAGACUUUAUUACAAACAGCGUACAGCGUUUGACUCUAUAAAUGAUUAAAAACUUACCAGAGGGAACACAAAGAGCAGAUGAAUGUAAUGUGUAACCAACCACAGGAUCAUUUAGGUUACACUCAAAGUCUUUUUAAAGGGCAUCUUUUUUACGUGAACUUUAAGUCCAUCCUCCUCUUACCCAUCUUCACUGUCCUCACAUGUAUGCAUCAUACUUGCCAACCCUCCCGUUUUUACCAGGAGACUCACGUUUUUCCUCCCGGGGUCACAAUUCUCCCGUAUUUCUCCCGAUUUACGACAAAUUUACACACUUUUUUUUCCCCUUUUCCUUAUUGCAACCUGUUUCUGGCGCUGUACAGCGUGACGACAAUAGAGCUACACCAAAUGUCGUUUCACGGCAGAAUAGAGCUACUCACAACACAACGUGGUUUGAGCUGCGCUUGCCGCACAUCCCAGUGUGCAGCGCUCACAGUUUUGCUCAACGCAGCGAAAAGCUGUCGUGGCGUGGCGCAAGCCAUGAAAUGACGAGUUUCAGAGCGCAGUGGUGCCGUUGUCGCGUUGUGUCUGAAAGGGCCUUCAGUGAGUAAGAGAUGGAGAGUACUACGACAAAGAAAUACUCAAGCAGGGGCAAAAGAAUUAAUGAAUAAAUAAAAACAGAUGAAUAUUUGUUUAUGCCAGAGAUUCACACAAGUUCACACCAGAGGGGCAAAUUAU